Molecule: messenger RNA, 1452 nt
Organism: Podarcis muralis (Common wall lizard)
Lineage: Eukaryota; Metazoa; Chordata; Lepidosauria; Squamata; Lacertidae
Gene: CKAP2L
Product: cytoskeleton associated protein 2 like
Cellular component (GO): centrosome; mitotic spindle; cytosol
Source: RefSeq, a predicted model, not a curated record
CAGAGCACCCUUAGGGGGUCCUCAGAGGCAAGUCAACAGUAUCUCAGUGGUGCGGACUUCACCACCCCGUGGACGGCCCUCGGCUGUUUCUAGGCCAGGAGUCCGAGGCCAAAAUCCCAGAUUAAUAAAGCAGUCUGCGGUGAUUCCACAGGCCGCUGGUCUGCCUGUCCCUGGAGGGUCUCUGGCUGGGAAGGAAGAAACAGUGUCAUCCUCAUCCCUGGGCGUUCUUCAGAGGGGUCGGUCCAGGCCACAGGCUGGUGCUCUGCAGGAGAGACCGCUGCCCGGUCGCCACGGGGCCUUGCAGAGGAAACGGAAGGCCACUCCGGAGAGAUGUCGUUCAGCGGCGCCUGGUGGCGCCAAGCAGAACAGAAGCCCAGCAGGGAGGGACCCGGGCAGCAAGAAGUUCAAGCAAGCGCCCAGGACUCCCCAGCCAAAAUCCAGGCGCAGAGCCUCGGAGCAGGUCUCUGGAGGACGCGGGAAAGGCGCACCCAGAGAAAAGCAGCCGGCGAGGGAGACAGGCCAAGAGCCCAAGACCCCAGGCACUCGGAAUCGGAGGAAGCAGCUAGAGGAGUGGUUGGCAUCCAAAGGGAAACUAUACAAGCGGCCCCCGAUGACCUUCCCCGUUAAAAGGCGGCCCCCGCCCAAGGAGAAGGAGGCCUUGGACCGCUCCUUCUGGGACUGCAUGGAGGAAGAGAUGGAGCGGCAAAAGGUGGCACAGCAAAUCGCCAGCACCUUGGCAGAGUGCAUGAAGCUGGCAGACGAGGGGGUUCCUUCGGAAGAGCUCCUGGCCAUGCUGUCCCGCAUCCCAGAGGCAGAGAAGUUUGCCCGGUUCUGGGCCUGCAAGGCGAAGCUGUUGGCCCGCCAAGGCCUGUUUGAUGCAGCCGGGCUGUACCGUGCUGCUGCUUGCGCUGGAGCUGUGCCUCUACGAGAGUUGAGAGAUGCCCUUGUUGACACUCUGAAGUGUUCCAGUCAAGCCUGGGCAACCCCUGCUGAACUCCGACUUCCCGGCAAGGAGCGGGCACAGAGCAACGGGCAAGGACCAGCUUGCCAGCCUCUUUCGGCAAUCAAGCUUCAAGUGGCGUCACUGCCCAGAGCCAAGGAGCCGAGUGCGAGGCCAAGCCUGAAGCUCCUGACCCCUGUGCGGCGGUCUCUGCGGAUCGAGCGGGCGUCUGCUCGCUACCCGCAGAUGCUGAGGGACCACGACCCCAUCGUGUCCUGCCUGGACGAAAUCACGGAUGCGGAGGACGGCUGUCGCUUCAUCUUCCGCAAGAACGAAGCUUUGCCAGAGACGGUGGAGGUGGAGGGCUUUCUGCCACGGACCUCGGCGCCAGCCUCCCCAGACCCACCCCUGCGCAGGCCCCUGUUCUGUUAGAGCUGCAUCGGCGGACUGGAAAUGUGGGGGGUCAUAGCAUGGGACCCUUUUCAGAAUAUAUAUAUAUAUAUGCAUCUUUA